AACACACACACACACACACACACCAGCUAACCAGCCUUCUUUCUCCCCGUCUUCUCUUCAGGAGCGCCACAACCUUUUCUCCCUCUCUUCUCUUCACUCUUCAGCGCCUGCACACCGCCACCAGUCCACUCUCCGACGAUUCUGUGACUCAAGGCGCAGCACAGGCUGCACAACAUAGCUCUCUCUCUGAGUCUCCGUCUCCGACUGAUCUCCGUCCUCAGUACAAAAACAGUACUUUCAGCAGAGGCAUUCAUUCAACCUCCACUUCUCACAGAGAGCGAAAGGAAGAAGCAGCUGAAGCUAUGAACGCUCCGGACCGUUACGAACGUUUCGUCGUCCCCGAAGGCACCAAAAAGGUGUCAUACGAGAGGGACACGAAGAUCAUCAAUGCGGCGUCGUUCACCAUCGAGAGAGAGGACCACACCAUCGGCAACAUUCUUCGCAUGCAAUUGCACAGAGACCCCAAUGUUUUGUUCGCUGGGUACAAGCUCCCUCACCCGCUUCAGUACAAAAUUAUUGUUAGGAUACACACCACUAGCCAGUCGUCGCCAAUGCAGGCAUAUAACCAGGCUAUCAAUGAUCUGGACAAGGAACUUGACCAUUUGAAGAAUGUUUUCGAGGCCGAGGUGCGAAAGCAGUCAAGGGAGUACUAAUAUGCAUUCAAGACAUGCAAGGAAGCAGUUUGUUGACUGUUUAUUGUUGAGUGGAAUUUGAAAGGAAUGGGCUAAGUUUUAUGGGGCUUUUGCUUUGAAUGUGAUGGGUGUCAUGGAUUAAUGGACCUAAUACAGUCAUGUAGAAUAUUAAAUAUGUCUAAUGGAGGAUCAAUCUCAUUUUCAUGUGCUCUGGUCUCUAGCGAAGUGCAUAAAACUACUAGGUGGACAUAUGGAUCUCAUGUAAUAUAGUUAUCUUUUUGGGUUUCAUCUGUAAGCAGCCUCAUUGAUAUACUUUCUCUUUCGAAUAUGAAUUAUCGCAAUGCAGCAUUGUUGCUUCA
Corylus avellana is the source of this 991-nucleotide messenger RNA. Its product is annotated as DNA-directed RNA polymerases II, IV and V subunit 11. Gene Ontology annotation, biological process: transcription by RNA polymerase II. The record is from RefSeq and is a predicted model, not a curated record. Lineage: Eukaryota; Viridiplantae; Streptophyta; Magnoliopsida; Fagales; Betulaceae. Gene Ontology annotation, cellular component: RNA polymerase II, core complex. Gene Ontology annotation, molecular function: protein dimerization activity; DNA binding.